GCCAAGCCCACCAGGUUACCUGUUGCAAUUUUUCAGUGCAUCAUUUCAUCUCUCUCAGUUCGUCCUGGUCUUAAAAUCACUAUUGUUUUGCCCAGCGAAGCCAUAUAUGUUAAUAAGAAGCAGAGCCAGAUUGAAUCACCCGCCUAUCUGUGUCAUGGAAUACCAGAUAUUGAAAGUCUUGGUAGACAACGGACGUGCGGAUGGCUGCUAGCAGGUGCCAGUAUGCAACCUAUCAGGGAUAGUGACCCCACCGUAAGUGCAUCUUCAGCCUACUGUAAGACAAAAGGUUGCUGGGGUGCUGGCGCCUAUCUCAGAUGUACCUCCUGAACUGGUUGCUAGCCAAUCGCAGGGGACAUAUUGACAACCAAUCAUUCACAUUCACAUCCACGCCUGUGGGCAAUUUUGAGUCGAUCAAGAUAUUCAAAGAGAUCAUUCUAUGGAAUACCAGCUGAAAAGACCAGAAAAUAUCGAUUGAGUUCAGCAAUUAAACGUGAUGGAUGGUGCCCAACCAAAUACGCACGACUGUGUGGCGAUCGAGGUAAAGAACUCCAGUCUGUCAUCUCGCUGAAAACGGAGGAAGGGUGGAGUUUAAACAAAGGGCCUCUCCAUAUGAAAGAAAAAAAAAAUCAGUGCUGCCCCUGCCUGCUCUGAACAAAGAUAAUUACUCAGGAAACGUUUUGGCCAAUCAAAUGCCGCGUGUCAUCUUGCCUGCGUGGAAGGCAACCAGUCAGGAUCGGGCUAACAACGCUGGGCCUGAUCGCCUUGCCUGAAGAGCAGAGCCUUCCCCGGCUGAGGGCUGAGAGAGUGUCCUCCAUGUUUUUUAAGUGUUGACAUAACAGUGUGUCAGACAGCCAUGCAUCCCCAGAGUCUGGCUGAGGAGGAGAUAAAGACGGAGCCUGAUGUGGUAGAAGGGAUGGAUACAUCUGUACGCGCCAAAGCUCCUGAUCCACCGGGAUCAGCGGAACGCUCCCUGGCACCACAGAAGAGGAAGGUGUCCAGUCCCUCCCACUCCUCCAAUGGACACUCUCCAUCUGACACCUCCCCGAGUCCACUAAAGAAAAAGAAGAAGCCGGGGGCCAUGAACUCUAACAAAGACCAGUCAGACCUAAGACAUGGUCCCUUUUACUAUAUGAAGCAGCCAGCACUCACCACAGACCCUGUUGAUGUUGUACCGCAGGACGGCAGGAAUGACUUCUACUGCUGGCUGUGCCACCGCGAGGGCCAGGUGCUCUGCUGUGAGCUCUGCCCCAGGGUGUACCAUGCCAAGUGCCUCAAACUACCAGCUGAGCCUGAGGGCGACUGGUUCUGUCCCGAGUGUGAGAAAAUAACAGUUGCUGAAUGCAUUGAAACACAGAGCAAAGCAAUGACAAUGUUGAAUAUAGACCAACUCUCUUACUUGCUCAAAUUUGCACUCCAAAAGAUAAAGCAGCCUGGAACUGAGCCCUUUCAGAAGCCUGUGUCCUUGGAACAGCAUCCUGACUAUGCUGAGUACAUUUUUCACCCCAUGGACUUGUCUACUUUAGAGAAGAAUAUCAAGAAAAAAAUGUAUGGCUGCACUGAAGCCUUUCUGGCUGAUAUGAAGUGGAUCUUGCACAACUGCAUCAUUUAUAAUGGAGGGAAUCACAAAUUAACAGCAACAGCAAAAGUCAUUGUCAAGAUAUGCGAGCAUGAGAUGAAUGAGAUUGAAGUAUGCCCUGAGUGCUACCUGUCUUCAUGCCAAAAAAGGGACAACUGGUUCUGUGAGCCAUGCAGUCAGCCUCAUACCCUUGUCUGGGCUAAACUGAAAGGUUUCCCCUUCUGGCCGGCAAAAGCUCUUCGCGAAAAAGAUGGCCAGGUAGAUGCACGCUUCUUUGGACAACAUGACAGAGCUUGGGUCCCCAUCAAUAACUGCUACCUCAUGUCCAAAGAGAUUCCUUUCUCCGUAAAGAAGACAAAGAGCAUUUUCAACAGUGCCAUGCAAGAAAUGGAAGUUUAUGUAGAAAACAUUCGAAAGAAAUUUGGGGUUUUCAACUAUGCGCCAUUUCGAACUCCUUACACCCCUAACAACCAGCUCCAAAUGCUGCUGGACCCUUCGAACCCCAGUGCAGGCACAGUAAAAACAGAGAAACUUGACAAACUGCGCUUUAACUUUGAUUUAACGGCAUCGCCGAAGAUGGUUCUUAGUAAGAGUUCCACACCAAGUGGUAUGAAUCGGAGAGUCUCCAUGACAGACGUACCUCGUUCGCCAAUGAGUACAAACUCCUCCGUUCACACCGGGUCUGAUGGAGAACAAGACAUAGAAAAGGCCAGCAGAAAUUCUGCCUUUCACUACAGCACAGGAGAGGACUCCAUGGAUUGUACUGCAUCUCCCGUCUCAGGAAAGGUUGGUCCAGUGAGCGGUUUCGCGGGCAGCCCAAAGCCACUCAACCCUAGCUUGGUGGCUAAGCAAGAGAGGCCUGCAUCCACAGGUGGCAUACUCAAUCUCAACCUAGAUCGAGUGAAAGCUGAGAUGGAUCUGAGAGAGCUGAGCGAGAGUGUACAGCAGCAGCAGCACCAGCAACAAUCAGGGUCAGCUGCCCUCCCCACACCAAAGAGACACAUAAGGAGCCUCGACAAGACUAUUGAAAGCUGCAAGGCUCAGCUGGGGAUAGAUGAAAUUUCUGAAGAUGUAUAUAAAGGUGUGGAUCGUAGCGACACAGACGACUCAGAUAAAUCUGACUCUAGUGAAAGUGAGUACAUCAGUGAUGAGGAACACAAGCCAAAGAGCUCUGUACAGGACGAAAAGGUCAAAGUGGAUCGAAAGAGGCUCAGAGCAAGUGCAGAACCAGAGAAUAAGGAUUCAGUUGGAGGGAUCGGGGAAAAAUCCACCCUUUCAACCCAGAUCAAAGAGAAACAGGGUAACAGUGAGCAAGAGGAGGCCCUUCAAGAAAAGCCCAGAAUGACGCAGUCUCAGCCACUCUCUGACAAGCCGAAGACCCCAGAGGAGGGGCGUACAACUAAUGCGACUUCUGUUGCGGAGCAAGACUCUGAUUCUGAAAGAGAGCUGGUGAUUGACCUCGGAGAUGAACAUGGAGCUCGUGAUACGAAGAGGUCAAGAAAAGACACGGGAGGCUCUUCUGCCAAAACACCCAAAGAGACCAAUGCUACUAAGCCGGAGGGCAAAUUAAGCAAUUCCAAUACAGCAGUUGCUCCAGCCGCUUCCACCCUGAAAGAUUCUUUGCAACCUGCUUUGACUGCUCUCAACCCAGUUUCCACUGCAGCAUCUGGUCAGCCCAUUGCUGCCUCCAGUUCCAGCGGCACUUCUAGCACUCCCUCCAUCUCAGUGGCGUCAACCUCGCCAGCUGUAAAGAAACAGCGACCCCUGUUGCCUAAAGAAACGGUCCAGGCUGUCCAGCGAGCAGUCGUUUGGAAUCCCACCAAAUUGCAGAAUUCCUCUCAGAAGGCCCAUGUACAAAAGCAGCAACAAGCAGAGCAGUCGACUGCACAGCCACAAGGCCAGGUGCAGACGCAAAGUCAGUCUCAGCCAAAUGCGUCAAGUACUCGUUACCAGACCAGACAAGCAGCCAAAGGUCAAGUGAAAGACUCUUCUCAGAGUAUGUCAGCAUCAAGUAGCUCAUCUUCUUACUUGUCAGGAGAUUUGCCAAUCCCGACUGCUUCGGCGGACGCAGCUGCAGAUAUAGCCAGAUAUACGACCAAAAUUAUGGACUCAAUAAAAGGAACGAUGACUGAACUCUACAAUGACCUUUCCAAAAGCACUUCAGGAAAUACAAUCGCAGAGAUUCGACGGUUGAGGAUAGAGAUUGAAAAGCUUCAGUGGUUGCAUCAACAGGAGUUGUCUGAGAUGAAGCAUAAUCUGGAACUGACAAUGGCAGAGAUGAGACAGAGUCUGGAGCAGGAGAGAGAAAGGCUGGUAGCGGAGGUAAAAAAACAGAUGGAGCUGGAAAAGCAGCAGGCUGUAGAUGAGACGAAAAAAAAACAGUGGUGCGCAAACUGCAGGAAGGAGGCCAUCUUCUAUUGUUGUUGGAAUACCAGUUACUGCGAUUACCCCUGUCAGCAAGCCCAUUGGCCAGAACACAUGAAGUCCUGCACGCAGUCAGCUUCAGCUUCACAACAGGAACCAGAGGCAGAGCCCAACCCGGACACUUCGGGCAAAUCAACAGGCAAUUCCCCAGUCACGCAAAUUCUGACUGCCCCGGCUGGAGCUGCAGCGCCCCCCUCCUCCUCAUCCAUAUCAGACAAAAGCAGCUCACCCACAUAUGUUGACAAGAGUAAGGACAACGCUGGGGUUACUGUAACAUAACUAUCACUUUACAUCAGGGCAUGGUCUGCAAGGCUGCUGUGGACCUUGCAGCGUCGCACUGCACCCUGCUCUGUGACCGUGUAAUUUUUGGUUUUCCAUUCCCAAAUAGUUGGAGGACAUUUUUUUUGUUGGUUUCUGUGUGCUUGGUGGAUUCAUCAUGUGAAAAUAGUCCAUUUUAACACAACAAAUGUGAGUCCAUUUUUUCCAUACUGUAGUUUUGUUAACGGUAUAUUACCACUUAAUUUCUUGUCUGAGCAAGAUUGUAACUGCAGAAUAUUUGUUACACUAACAUGUUUCAUUGCUGCUCUUAAAUGCUGUAUUUUUUUGUGUGUGUGUGUGAAUCCUCCCAUCAUCUGAGAUGUUGAAACAGCCAUGAAUAAUUGCUCCUCAAUUAUCAUGACGCCACCAGGAAUAAUCUGGGUUUUGCAUCAUUGCGCCUUUUUUCAAUUGUCCUUUCAUGUCAGUGGUCUUAAAAAACACAAACAAAACACAUUGUAUAGGCAUACGUAAAAAAAGAAAAAAAAAAGAUUUAUGAAAAGAUCUAAAACAUUUGUGUAAAAAGUUUUUUGUAAGAAGAUAAAUGAACAAUAUUUAUUGUUUUUAUAGUACGUUUUGAUGAAUCACAUUUUUGUCUAAAAAAUUAUUUUGACCAAAAAAUUACUCAUGAAUGUCAUUACUGGGUGGAGUCUGUCUUACUGUUUUUCCAAAGUUGAUGUAAAUUCCGGUCAGACUGUUUGAAAUUGUGUAUACUUGAAUAGAAAAAAAACAAAAACAAAAACGUUUUGGCUGAUUGUGAUUACACGAGCAUGUCUAAUUUGAGUUUUGUCUCUUUGUUUACAUAUUGUAAAUACAGUAAAUCGACUUGUGAAGAAAAUAAACGUUCUUGAUAUUUU
Molecule: messenger RNA, 5172 nt
Organism: Syngnathoides biaculeatus (alligator pipefish)
Lineage: Eukaryota; Metazoa; Chordata; Actinopteri; Syngnathiformes; Syngnathidae
Product: MYND-type zinc finger-containing chromatin reader ZMYND8-like
Exons: 25
Coding region: 854-4279 (1141 amino acids)
Biological process (GO): regulation of DNA-templated transcription
Molecular function (GO): protein binding
Source: RefSeq, a predicted model, not a curated record